Suillus subalutaceus is the source of this 1274-nucleotide messenger RNA. RefSeq names its product FAD dependent oxidoreductase-domain-containing protein. The record is from RefSeq and is a predicted model, not a curated record. The coding region runs from base 39 to 965 and encodes 308 amino acids. Gene Ontology annotation, molecular function: oxidoreductase activity. NCBI's taxonomy places the organism in Eukaryota, Fungi, Basidiomycota, Agaricomycetes, Boletales, Suillaceae. Gene Ontology annotation, cellular component: cytoplasm. The transcript has 4 exons.
AAACGCAAGCACGCCACAGCCGCUUUCUUCCCGCGAUUAUGGGCAACACAGUCUCCCUCGCUCGCCUAGCACUAGCUGAAUUCCUCGAUAACCUCCACACCUUCCAAACUCUCCAAGAACGCAUUCAGAGCUCCCCAGGGCUCCCACUCCCGAACCCCAGCCGUUCAUUCUGGUCCUACCCACCAUCCCCCAUCGCCACUCACGUUUCCCAGCUCCCGACGCAUGCUGACUUUGUCGUUAUUGGCUCGGGUAUUACUGGGACGUCGGUUGUGAGGAGGCUUUUGGAUAGUGCAAGUGCUGAGGAGCAUGAUGUUAGAGUUGUUGUGUUGGAAGCGAGAGAUGCGUGUUCUGGGGCGACUGGGAGAAACGGCGGACACAUCUCGCCGCCUCUAUAUCACGACUACACCUCUCUCAAACGUGAUCACGGACAAGUUGUCGCUCAAAAGAUGAUUAAAUUGAGGUUGGCGCAUCUCGAGGAGUUACGAAGUGUCGCAGAGCAAGAAGGCAUUCUUGCAGAAUCUCAGUGGCGGGAGGUGGACUCUGUAGAUGUGUUUUAUAACUCGGACAUGUUCGAGAAGGCGAAGACAAAGGUCCAAACAUAUAAAGCAGACCUUCCCUUCGAUGCUGAGCACCAUGAGGUGUAUGAAGCAAAAGAAGCUAUCGAGAAAUACCGCCUAGCAUCUGACACGGUGGGUUGCAUAUCUUCCAGCGCAGGCGCAAUCCACCCAUACCAAUUCGUGACCGGAAUCCUCGCAAAGCUUCUAUCACGAUACCCCGACCGCUUCUCACUCUGCACCAACACACCAUGCACCUCCGUCUUACCUCCAACACGUUCCAGCCCCUACUACACCCUCUCCACCCCCCGCGGGAUCAUCACAACCCCGCACAUCAUCCAUGCAACCAACGGCUGGGCAGCAACCCUCCUCGAAAAGUUCCGCGGUAAAAUCAUUCCCUUCCGAGGGUAACAUGUCAGCCCAACGCCCCGGACAGUCCCUCGCCAUCCCCGAUUCCAACCCCACCUCCCAGCGCUCCUUCGUCUUCUACACCCGACCAAUUGGCUAUGACUACCUCACUCAACUCCCCACAGGGGAACACGAGCUCAUGCUAGGUGGUGGAUUCGCUCAAGACGGCGAUGAAGGAUACGAGGCUAUGGGAAAUACGGACGAUACGACGUAUAGCACACGUAUCGGGGCGCAUUUAUCUGGUGUGCUUCCUAGGUAUUUUGGGGAGAAUAAUUGGGGGAGGGAAGGGGUGCUUUUGGAGGGGGGCGAGGG